Molecule: messenger RNA, 3208 nt
Organism: Paramecium sonneborni
Lineage: Eukaryota; Ciliophora; Oligohymenophorea; Peniculida; Parameciidae
Source: the annotation of a GenBank genome assembly
AUGUCUGAAAAUUAAAUUGAUUAUUUAUAAAGGCAAGUAAUCAGUUUAACAAAAGAAAAUCAUUUAUUAAAAGAGGAUAUUUUGGCAUUCCACCAUUUUUUAAAUAACAGAGUAAAGGAAUUGAAAACAUAUCUAAGAGAUGUUCCAAACAGAUAUCUAAAUAUGGAGUUGUGUGAUAUUACUUAAGCUUUAUUAUUUGUAAAAGAAGAUGCAGAAUUUUAUUAAAUGAAUAUGAAUACUCUUUAACACGAGAUUAAGCAGCUCAAAAACUAAAGUAUCGAGUUAAAAGAAUUAUUACUUGAGUAGAAGGAUAAAUUUUAACAGCAAAUAAACAAUGUUGAAAUUACCUUAGCAGAAUAAUAUUCUAAAGCUUUAAAGGAACUUUAAGAUAAUUUAGCACUGUCUAGUUAAAAUAGUGAAAUAUAUAGAAACUCAAUGAAUCUCCUAGCUCAAGAAAAAACAACAAAUGAAUUGUAAAUUAAAAGUCUAUAAAAUGAAAUCCAAAAAAUAAAGAAGUAACAUGAAAUUGAAAAAAAUGAGCUAUAGAUGAUUAUCUGCAGAGGAAAAUAAUAAUUAUCAGAAUUAGAAAAGGCAUUUACUAUUCGUAUACAUAAAGUACAAUAAUCAAAUUUUGAAGAAUACUAAACCAAACUAAAAAACUAAGCAAAAGAUAUCAAUGAAAAAGGUAUAAUUAUAAUAAUACAUAAUUAGAUCAAAUUCGAGCUGAAUUGGAAAAGAAGAUAUUAGCCUAUGAAAAAUUUAACUAAGAAUUGCAAUUAGAUUAUGAAAAUAUUCUGAAUCAAUAAACAGAAUAGCAAGAACUUAUUAAAAAAUAAUAAGCUGAAAAUUUAGCUUUGUCCUUAUUGAAUAAUCAGCUUCACGAUAAUUCAAAAUAAUUAGAAUAAAUUAUUUAAGAUUUAAAAUAAAAAAAUGUUUAAUUAAAUGAUGAAAUAGGAAUAAUUUAACAGGAACUGUUUUUAAAAACAAAAGAAAUCGAUUUAUAAAACGAAAUAUAAAAUUAAGUACUUUUAGAGUUGAGUGCAAUAGGUACAAUUUAAAUAGGGAUAAUGAAAUAAUCAUCAGUAAAAUCUUAGAUUUUUGAAUUAAUUAAAUUGAUAAAGUAGGAAAGCCAAGUUAGUUAAUAAGAUAGAAAGCAACUUAAUGAUCAAGUCUUAAAAUUGCAAGAUAAUAAACUUCAAUUGUAAGAAGAAUAAGCUUAAUUGAUUUUUUAAAAUGAAAUGUUUCAAUAAAAAAAUUCUUCCUUAUAAGAUUAAAUGAUUUCUUAAUAAGAGUUUGAAAUAAAAUAUAGAAAACUUAUAAAUGAAAUAGUUUACCUAGCUUAGACUGAUAAGAAAAUUAUAAAAUCUAUUCAGAAACAUAUUUCAAUCGAUUUUCAUAAGGAAUAUACUACUUUAAAUUAAAUAACCGAAAAUGAUUAAAAUAGACCUUUAUUUUUGUUAAUAACCCAAGAGGAAUCAUCUGAUAUAGAAUAAGAUUAGAAAUAAAAUAAAAAUUAUGAAAAUAAAUUUUAUUAAAUGGAUAGAUUAAAUACCUAAAUAGAUGAUAUUAAAAGCUUAAAACAAUUUGAUAUAUAAGAACCAGAAUAAAAUACUUAAGAAUAAAAUUAAUCAUUUUAAUGGAAAAAUUCAUUAAGAAUGACAUUAACUCCAAGUUUAUAUAAUGUAAAAUAAGAUGAGUAAACUUAAUUAAAUGACGACCUUCGAUCUGAUGCUCAAACGUAAACAGAUAGAAAAAAGUAUUUAUCAAAAUUUCUACUUCAUGAUAAUCUUGAUCAAAUAGUGGAGGAAAUAAAAUAAGGAUAUUUAGGUUAUAUAGACACAUUAGAUAUUCAUACUUAAACAUAAAUCCUUGUAGAAAAUAAAUCAACUUAAACUGCUCAAAAGAAAAGAUUAAGUGUUAAUGAAGAAAAAGAACCAAAAUAAUAAAUAAUUUAAAUAUAGCAAAUCAAAAAUAUUGAUUCAACUCUUUCUAAAUAAAUUGAGCUGUAAUAAACAAAGAUACAAUCUUUAAAUAAAAUUAUAAAUGAUUUAGAAGUAUAUUAAUAAUAUCAAUAUAGAUCUAAUUAAAAGAAUCUUUGUUUUUGAACGACAAAUAUAGUGAAGAUUUUGAGCUUAAAAGUAGAGAAUUAUAAAGACUAAAGGAAUAUAGUAAAAAUUAACUUUAAGAUUAAAUGGUAGAAUAUGAAAAUAAACUAGAAAAUCAAUCUAUUUAGCUGAACAAUUAAAUUUCAAAUUUAAAGUAAGAAUUUUAGACCCUUUAAAUUAUUUCAGAUUAAAAGAUUAAAAAAAAAGAUGAAACAAUCAAAUUUUAAGAAAAGGAAAUAGAGAAUUAUAAUAAUGUUAUUAAAGAUCUUAAUCUUUAAUUGACCGUGGGAAAUAAUAAAAUAUUUGAUAUAACUAAAUAACUAAACAAAUAAGAGGAAUAAUUUAAAAUUAAUUCAGAAUAAUUAGCUUAAUAAAUUAAUGAUUUACAAAUCUAAUUUAAUAAUCGUCCAAGCAGGUAAGAUGAUUUAGAUUUGAUCAAAAAACUAGAAAAAGAAAAUGAAGAUUUAAAAGAAUAAAUCUAAAGCAACUUUGCAAAAAUAGAAUAUGCUAAUGAAAUCGUGAAAUAUCUUUAGAUUGAAGUUGAGAAUUAUAAGAAAUAAUACAAUUUAUUUUCGAAUCACAAGCCAAAUAAUUUUCCAAAAAGAAAAAUCCUAUUUGAUUCAACCUUGGAGGAUGAGAAAUCCAUUGUUUUUGAUAGUAAAUAAGACUUCUUACCAACAGUCACUAAUCGAGAUUAGUUUAAUUAGACAGAUAAAAAUAAAUCUUAAAGGAAAAAAAGUUAUAGAUUAUCUGAUUUUGAAAUUAAGUAACACACAACAAAAUUAUUCUUUAAAAACUCUCAAAAAGCAAAAAAUAAUUUGAAUAAAACUUAAUUAGUUCAAAGACCAAUUUCACCACCUAUUAGUAGAAAUACAAAAUAUUUAUCAACUAUGUAAAAAAAAUUUAAUAACCCUUUUGAAAAUGAUUGCAUUUUGCAUAAUGCUGAGAUUUUAGUUGAAAAUAUUAAAGGAAAUACACCAAAAACUAAAUAAACUCAAAAAUCAAAUGAUUAAUUUUUUUUAAAAGGAUAAUUAAUUUAAGUUGAGUUAAAUUCUACUACAAAUUCUAAUAAAAAAUUUGAUUUAUAUCAAUAAAAAUCAUGA